AUGCUUCAACCGUCGUCGAGCUCCUCCGUCCUCGGCGACGAGCCAUCAACCGCGCCCUCAACGCCAGCUGACCCAGAUUCUAGACCACUCAACGACCACAAACCAGUUGACGACAACGAGGCAGAAAGCGAGCUUAGUGAGCCAGACAGCACCGUUCGAUCGCCAUCAGGGGUGGGUCUCACCGAUCCGGAGCGCUCCAUCGUCGCUGAAGCCAUGGCUAACGGUCGUCGAAAGUCGUCGCCUCUCCGCGUCACGUCCGAGAAUGAGGACGAGGCCAUGACCGACUCGCCAGCAACUGAACCCGCGGGCUUCCACUAUCCCAAGCGCAAGCGCAACUCCGUCUUCACCGACCUCAGCGAGAGCAAGAUGGAGGUCCACACCGACGGAUCAAGGGCUUCUCUGCCCGCCCAGGGCCUCAAGCCCAAGUCGUCGCGACAGAGCAUGGGAAGCGUCCGCGGCGUCUUGCUGGGCCACUGGAGAGACUCAACCAUCCCCGACCCUGAGCACCGCCACGCCGUGAUUGGCUUCAUUGACAGUCGCGAACGGUUGCGCACUCGCAUCCAGCCCUUCACCCUCACCAACGAACCGAUCAGCGGCGACUACCCCAUGCCUCCGGGACCUGGCGGCAGCUGGGUUACGUUUGAACGGGUCGUCUUCUCCAAGCAUCUGGUCGGCCUUGAUCACUUCCAGGUCAAGGAGUAUGUGAGGCUUCGCACGGACAGCAAAGAGGAGACGGAAGAGGAGCGCAAAGCGGCCGAGCUCGCGGCAGUCAAGGAGGCCAUCCGCAGAGUCAAAGAGAACCCGGCCUUUGAUAACCCGACAACUCAGCCCCCUAUAGCCCACGGGCCCGAACUGCCCGAGUCGGCCUUUGCCAUUGGUCGCCCCGAUGCCAAGCGAAGACGGGUGAGCAGCGGCUUUGCGGCCAUCAACACAGGCGGCAGCAACAGCCCUCCGGAGCGUUCGCCUUUGCUGUCGUCCCAACCGGCCCUGCAGCCCCGGCCGGCCCAUGUGCCCAAGCUACAUGGUCCACUGCCGGGCACUCGGCCCACGCGCAUCUUGUUGGGCUAUUGGAGGGGCUCCAGCGAAGAAGACACCCGGGACCGCCACGCCGUGUAUGGCAUCCUGGGGCAGAAUGACAUGUUCAGAGUCAAGGUAGUCCGCGAAACCCGUGACGGCCGCUUCGUCGAUGGCAACUUUCCCUCAGGCGCGGGCGCAUUGUGGAUUCAAUAUGAAGAAGUCGAAUUCGAACCGCACCUGAAGCCUCUGCAAAGAGUCGAGAUCAAAGAGUACUGCAGAAUCAGGGCCGUGCAGGAGGCGCAGGCCCGCGCAGGCUCCGGCUACAGACACAUCCACCAGCCCAUUGCGCCGUAUCAACCCAUCGCUACUGACGACGUGGACCUGGCGAAUCAAUCAGAAGUCAAUGGAGUGCAGCCCGAAGUUCGACAGUCUCGCCGCGGCGAAUCUCGGGCCACGCCUCGACAGUCCUUCACCGAGACCGACGUGCGCCAGCCGCGCGCCUACGCCGAGCAGGAGCCCUCGCGUCCCGACUCUCGCGCCACGAACCGCAGCCAGAACACGGACGGAGUGGAGCGGGCUCAUGCGCUUGCCCGCAGGGAAAUUGCGCGCGUCGAGGCCGCCCAGGGCCGUGCUGACCGGCAUGCCAUGCACCGCGAGCGGGCCGCUGCCCUCGUUGCCGAUGCCGCGGCUGCGGCUGCUGCGGCUGUCGCUGCAUCGGCGCCGCUCCAGUCUCCUACCACCAAUGGCAGGGCUCCCUUCUACGAGUCGGAGGACAUGCAGCGUCUCAACAAGGUCUGGGCUCGCCAGGAGAUGCUGCGUCUCAAGGCCGGUGCCGAGGACGCCAAGGUGUACGACGGCGUCAAGUAUGAGCGCAAGACCAACGGGCCCUUUAUGGGCAAGCUCGUCUCGCAGGGGACCAUUAUCAACAUUGAUGGCGAGGACUACGUUGAGUACCGCGUUCUCACCAAGCCGUCCUUUUUCUAA
Trichoderma reesei QM6a is the source of this 2001-nucleotide messenger RNA. RefSeq lists its product as uncharacterized. The transcript has 2 exons. The coding region runs from base 1 to 2001 and encodes 666 amino acids. Lineage: Eukaryota; Fungi; Ascomycota; Sordariomycetes; Hypocreales; Hypocreaceae. The record is from RefSeq and is a predicted model, not a curated record.